GGAAAGGUGAGCAGUGAAAGCGGAUAUGGAUCGGGUUUGUCCGGGUUCCCCAUUCAAUUUAUUUCUCUCUUUCACACACACUCACAGCGAGUCGAUAGACUGCAAACCGAAACGAAACCCUUUUGUUUUGCCACACUUAUUUGAAGUCUUAUCUUCAAUCGCAGUCAUUUCAAAACCGCAAUUCGGUGGCUGAAUAUGGCGGUGUCUUCGGGCGUCUUCUCCACUUUCUUCGUCAGCCAAUCGGCGUCCUUCGUGAAGUCGUCUCCCGUCGCCGUCAUGCGCGCACCGGCUAAUCUUCCUGUGCGCGCCCUUACAAUAACGGCGGCGUCCAAGCAGGCGACGGAGACGGAGACGGAGACGAAGAAGCGGGAGCCGAGGGGAAUAAUGAAGCCGCGGAGAGUGUCCCCGGAAAUGCAGGCGUUCCUCGGCGGCGUGGCUGAGAUUCCACGAACUCAAGCACUUAAAGAGAUUUGGGCUUACAUCAAACAGCAUGACCUUCAGGACCCAGCCAACAAAAAAGUGAUCAUCUGCGAUGAGAAUCUGAAAACGAUAUUUGCUGGGAAGGAUCGCGUUGGCUUCCUUGAGAUUGCUGGGUUGAUCAGCCCUCACUUUCUGAAGUGAGGAGGUGCUGACGGAGCAAGAAUAGUUUGGCCUUGCAGAUCUUAAAAGUGGAGAACCCUUUCUGUAAAUGAAGUGUUAUGUUGGUUGGCAGUAUCGUACUAGGAAAACUCUAGCAAACACAAGCUCUUAUAUUUUCUUCGUUUAUACUAGAUUUUACUCUCGUCGUCAACAAUGGGGAGUAAUUUUGCCUUUUGGAUCCGACAUGUAGCCUUGAAAUGCCAUUGGUUGAACUGACUGAUUUACUGGUUUAUGGUUUAUCUUUCAUCUGCCUA
Messenger RNA from Salvia miltiorrhiza (redroot sage), 893 nucleotides. RefSeq names its product upstream activation factor subunit spp27. Bases 196 to 621 code for a protein of 141 amino acids. NCBI's taxonomy places the organism in Eukaryota, Viridiplantae, Streptophyta, Magnoliopsida, Lamiales, Lamiaceae. The record is from RefSeq and is a predicted model, not a curated record. Gene Ontology annotation, cellular component: nucleus. The transcript has 2 exons.